Verticillium alfalfae VaMs.102 is the source of this 2205-nucleotide messenger RNA. RefSeq lists its product as hypothetical. The record is from RefSeq and is a predicted model, not a curated record. The transcript has 5 exons. Bases 176 to 436 code for a protein of 86 amino acids. Lineage: Eukaryota; Fungi; Ascomycota; Sordariomycetes; Glomerellales; Plectosphaerellaceae.
ACUUGAGAUAUCGCAACAACCCUUCGAUCAACGCAACGUACCAGUGGCAUUUACGCCGCGCGACACUGCACCUAGACCAUUCGCAAAUAGUCAAUUGGCGGCAAGACCGCAAGGCAGGCUCACGGUCGUCUCAACAUCUCCUCCCCAUAGCGACACAUUGCAGCAGCCAACAAUCAUGCCUGUUCCUUUCGAGACAUUGAUCCCUUACGGGAUCAUCGUUGCGAUGUUUGGUAUCACUGGCACUGGUCUAGCCGUUGUCAAGGGUAUUCAGAAUGGUGGCAAGAAGCCUCGGUACAGUCUCGACCAGUGGGACAAGCAAAUGAUGGAUCGUGACCGUCGCUUAACGGGCAACCUUAGAGGACAGACGGACAAUCCUGUCGCUCCGACCGGUUUCGAACUCAAUAACCCAUGGAGACUAGAAAAGAGGAUUUCGUAAGCUAUUCAGGCAGACGAACAAGUUGGGGGCGAUGGGCCGGGCAGAGCUUUGGUGGUUCUUCGCGAUCACUUAUGGCGGGUCUAGAAAUGCAGCCGAACAUAUCGAUUGAGAACUUGAGACUGAGAGCAAACAUCAAGUGCCACAGGGCAAUUUAUUUGUGCCAUUGCGGAUGCAGGCAAGACGUACAAGUCAAGGUUGGGCAGUAACAUAAAACCCUGGGAUCCAAUGAUUAAUGCCAUAAUCUUGUAUACACUAUUUCUUGUUAAGGUGGUUGACUGAGCUACUUGUUUCCUAUUUCCAAUCUGGGCCUGUUCUUGUUGAGACUGUCAACCAGGAGACAAGCUUGACAGUAAGCUUGGCUGGUCAUGUAACCACAUCGCUUGCACUUUCCUAGUACUUGGAGCUCGCUCAUCGUGUCCGUGAUGGAUGAGGCUUCCUUUCUCGUAGCCCCAUUCGCUUGUGUCUUGGUUUUAUUGUUUUUCGUGAAGGUGAAAUCAACUUCUGAAGCCUUCUCCACAGCGGCUUCGCUAGACUUCGCUUCGAUGACGGCGAGUUGGCUUCCCAUGCUGUGGCCCUGUUUGGAACCACAUGAUGGCACAUCGUCAUCUUCGGUUGAGCCUUGGCCUGAGCAAGCGCAGGGGUUUGAUGAUGACCCGGGAACGAGGCGUGCCAUAUCCUCCCCACUUCUGACAAUGUCGAGUAUUGCACUUGGCCUCACACGCUCGAGAUUCUUGAUCAAACUUCGGGCUGUGCCUCUGAACGCCUCUGGGCUGUAGAUACACUCGGUACUAAAGUAGUCAAGCUUCUUGUGGUGGGCAUACAAGACGAUUUCCUUCUCGUACGAGUACUUGAGAGGCUUGCUCCUCUUGACGUCACUACUGUCGUCACCCGUCAUGAUGCUUGUACUCCGGGACAGUCGCGGCAAGUCACCCCUCAAGAGGUUCAUCAAGAUUGUCUCAGCGAUAUCGUCCGCAUUGUGGCCGGUGACCAGAUGCCGAAUGCCCAGCAUUUUCGACCCUCGAUCUAAGGCUUGCCGGCGGAAAACGCCGCAGUAGGUGCAAUUGCCUUUCUUGCCCACGGUACCCACAACUUGGUCCAUCGUCCAGCCGUAUAGCUCAUCGUAGCCCACAACGGUCAGGGGCAUGUCGUACUGUAUGGCAUUUCGCUUGACAGUCUCCAGAGAAUCGUCACGGUACCCUUUGAUUCCUUCAUCAAUACUGAGAAGAAUCAGGUCAAGUCCGUAAUCGUGACGCUCGUUAAGAGUUUUGAGGACUGAUGCAAGGACAGUCGAAUCCUUGCCACCAGAUGCCCCUAUGGCCACUCUAUCACCCCUACUGAACAGCUUUGAGGACAAGAUUGUAUGAUGCACCUCAUCCUCGAACACCGAGAUGAAACACGCCUUGCAAAUUUUUUGGUGAUUCUUUGGUCUCUUAACAACAGCUCGGUCAGUGUUGCACCUGGCGCACAUGAUCGGCGCCAUCUUGCCUUUUUACUACUUGAGUGAUGACUCGACUUCGAUUUUGGUGGAAGGCCCGCUGGAUAUUUAUGACGCUGACACAACCAGGCUGAAGGUUGAGAGGGCGUGGAGAUAACUUAGAUGGCUUCGGCCCCAGUUCGACGAGGUGUUUUGGCGAGCGCAAGAGAUUGCAUUGAGACAAGGCAAAGGGUUAUUUCUCGGUAAGAUAGCCUCUAACCAAGCAUCAGUCUGCAGCCCGCAUGCCAGAAGAACCGUUUCCAGACUCUACAGACCUUAGGUAAUGCUCUGUAGU